Molecule: messenger RNA, 3055 nt
Organism: Bursaphelenchus xylophilus (pine wood nematode)
Lineage: Eukaryota; Metazoa; Nematoda; Chromadorea; Rhabditida; Aphelenchoididae
Source: the annotation of a GenBank genome assembly
AUGGAUUUUUAUGACUUACCUUUUGUAAAACGGACCGCAUCAAAUGCAUUUAUUUAUCGAUUUGUGGCCCCGUUGAAAUCGAAUUCUGUAAGCUUUUUUACAACUAAAGCAACAACUCACGAACGCAGAAACAUUAAAUUUUUUUCUUUUAGCCACUGGUAUCAGUAACACGCUUUUCCAAGUAUUCGGACAUCAACAAUGUCUGGCUGGGAGUAGGUACGGAGUUUGGAGAGAUCGCGUUUUAUCCAGCUGAUGAAUUCUUGAACUAUUUUGAUUACCUCCCACGAGUCAAGCUGACCGAGCAUGCCAUCACCGAUCUAUACUUUAUGAACAAUCAUGAAACCGUGAUUGCUUUGAGUAUGCUUGGGGACGUUUUUGUUGUGAAUAUGUCAAGAGGAGCCAUCGAGAAAAAGAUCUCAUCUGAAGAUGGGAAUCACACUGCAUUCGCCGGACAAUCCAAUGAUCCUUGUAAGCGAAAAGUUUUGGUUUUAUUGGUUUUUAGAUUGUUAUGUUAUCGCUGAGAAGAAUACUGGCGGUCUGAAAUACAUGGAUAUGAGGAAGCCAAAUAAUAUGGCCGUUGCUUCGGCUCAGCCGAGAUCUGUGCUGACCCCUCGAAGGGGUAAUUUAGCUACUCCAAAGCGAGGACAGGCCAAGUCCCCUAGAAGACCGGGAACUCCUACUACGCCAACUUCCAAAUUCCGAGGACAGUAUAAUCAAGUGAUCGCGGCGGCGACCUGUAUUAAACAUGUCGAUGACAGAAUUUUUGCUGUGGGUUAUACAAAGGCUGAAAAGUAGGUGAAAAGUGGCUUUUUAUGAGGGUGUUUUAGAGGAAUUCAGCUUUGGGACCUCCGGUAUGUAAAGACAGACGCUCCUUGUUGUACAUUCCAGGUUCCUCCUAAAUAUCGAUCAAAUUUUGGUAAGGAUACUGUAUAUUUUCAAUUCAACUCUAGGGGUGGCGUCAUUAAAUCUGAAGUCGGAUCAUUCCACGCUUUUGGCUUUAUGCACUGAUGGAGACGUCCGGAAAUACGACAUCUCCAUGGGCCUUUGUUCUAGCAAUGGCAAGAUGGUGAAUGAACCUCUGAGAACUUACAGUGGGGCCAUCCGAGGGGAUUUUCAAGUUGAAUUCGGGGUAUCACCUAUAAGCGAUCAUAUGAUUUGUGGAACUGAUGAAGGGGCCGGGAUCUGGGAUAUGGUAUGUAUUCUGUCGUCAUUAUGACAUUUAUUGAUAUUACUUUCAACUCACUUUUUUAGGGAGAACGAUCGCGAAGUUUUCCAAAAUUUGGGCUUAAAUAUGUUUCUAGUCAAGUAAGCUGCUAGUUAUUUUUAUGUGAAAUUGAGUUUUAGAUGGCUUCUUGUGAUUGGAGUGAAAAUGGGCGCUAUAUCGUUGGAAUGACAAAUUCCGCCAUCGACUCCAUGUUUGUAUUAUACGACAAUGACUCCAAAGAAUCCGAAUCCAUUCAGACUGGUAUCCCGCAAAACUUUUCGAAUCCCUAUUUGUUGACAUAAAUUUAUAUUCAUUACUACUUCUUCUUGUUUUCUGGCAUGUUGAUGUCAUUUAAUACAUUAAUUGAAGAAUGUUUUAUUCGUAUUUGGUAGAGAGUAUUUUGAUGUCCGGUAUACGGAAUCUAGGGUCUCCCGAAGGCUUUAAUUACAAUUUUGACAAGGAUGACACGGUUAAAAAGUACUACGAAAGGACUGAUAAAGCGACCCGAAUGACAGCCAAAAGGCAGGCGAAACAGAAUUCUGAAGUCAUUUAUUUGGAGGAAUAUUCGAAGAAGAACAACAAUCGGAGAUCGGGUCAGCAAAGUAUGGACGAUUUCUUAACAAAUCCGAAGAGAAAAAAGGAAUCCCCAAAGAAAUUACCGGCUACGGAUGGGUUUGUUAUGGCCAGUGGGGCAUCGCAGAUUGUAAGAGAAGUGAAGAGAGUGGUCUCCACUGAAACUGCAGUCAUCAAACCUAUCAGAAGAGAACUAGAACGGAGCGAUUACGUUAACUGCUACCAGAAUAAAGGUAGGUUACUUUUAAUAAGAAACAUAAGUAGAUAUUCCUGCAGAAAAGCGUCAAAAAGUUGGUGAUGACAAUCCCGAUUCCCAAUCGGAACUCCAAGCGGCAAUUUUGAGUACAAUCGUGGACACAACUGGGGUCACUUUGAACGAUAUUGUUGGGAAUGAGGAUGCAAAGAGAGCUCUAGAAGAAAGCGUUAUCCUGCCCACCUUGAACCCUCUUUUAUUCACAGGAUUGAGGGAGCCGUGCAAAGGAAUUCUUCUGUUUGGACCACCAGGAAAUGGAAAAACAAUGCUUGUACGUUACAAAGAAAUUGAAUUUUAUCAAAUAAUAGGCAAAAGCGGUGGCCUCAGAGUCCAAAUGUACCUUCUUCAACAUCUCGGCCGCCACAAUUAUGUCCAAAUGGGUUGGCGAGGGCGAGAGGUUGAUGCAGACCUUGUUUAAUGUUGCCAGAGCCAAUCAACCAUCCAUUAUUUUCAUCGACGAAGUUGAUUCGUUGUUAUGUCAAAGAACAGAAAAGGAGGAUGGGGUCACAAGAAGGGUCAAGACCGAGUUCCUCCUUCAAUUCGAUGGAUGUACGAGCAGUUCUAGCGAAAGAAUCUUGGUCCUUGGAGCCACAAACAGGCCUCAAGAAUUGGAUGAUGGUGUUCUUCGUCGAUUUCCAAGGAGAAUAUACAUCGACUUACCCGGUCAAGAAGCGAGGGCAAACCUGAUUUUGGACAUUUUCACUAAAACCAAGACACAAUUUGCGUUGGAUGAGGACGAAAUAAGGUAAGGGUUUCGAUUAAAAAUUUAAUGUAUUAGGGAAAUUUCCAACCUGUGUGAUGGUUACUCCUUCUCGGAUCUGACAGCUUUAUGUAAAGAAGCGGCUAUGGCUCCACUGCGAUCAUUGAGCCGAGAACAAUUGAAAAAUUAUACCGGAUCUCAGUUACCGCCAGUUAGUUUCGAAGAUCUCAAGUCCGCCAUAACUGUCAUUAAAGCAUCUACCAACCCUCAAAACACAUUGAGAAUGAAAGAAUUCGCAACAAAGUUCGGCCAAGCAGCAAUCUAG